GUAAAAAAUCGAAAUACUACAGUUAUAGUUAACCCAAAACUGACAAUUCUGUCAUCAGUCAUUUACUUUAAAAUUAUGAAACAAUUAACAUUACCUGUAGGAUGUUAUGUAGACUCGUUUUAUGGUAAAAAGAUGCAAUGAAAAUGAAUGAAUGCUUAUCACAUCUCCUUUUGUUUUCCUCUGAAGAAAUCAGCGAAGAAGGAUGCAGCUUCAGAGUGAUUUUCAAUCACAACAGCGAAAUCAUCGCCUCAACAGGGCUGCCUGGCUGCAGGGCCGCUGGUUGGAAAUCAGUGAGCAGGAGCGCAGGGCUCAGAUCCAUAACCAAAAGCUACUGCAGGACUUUCAGAGGGCACAAGACACACUCAAUGACAUGUUGGCCCGCACCGAAGCCAUGAACAAUAUACGGGUUCAGUAUGAACAGUAUCUGGAAGAGAGCUUCCCACAAUGGCAGAAAAGACUGAAAGACAUAAGAGCUGCUGAAAAGUCCAAGCAGGUACAUCAGCACUUAAAGAACUAUAUUCAGCAGAUGGAGGAGGACGAAGGUAUGAAGACUGCUCACAGGUCUGACUUUAGAGGUCACCCUCUGUCCUCCAAUUCUCCAAAUCUAUCUCAAACUUCUCACACCAUGAAAAACACUCAGACAGCAAAUGACAUCAAGCAAAAUGCUGAAAGAUGCAACCCAAAUGGCCAUCAUCCUUACUUUCCACCCACUUGGUUAACUGGCUCACAGCCUUUUAUUUCCAGAUCCCCCCAAAACAAUAUUCCAAAGGAUUACAAAAACAUUCAGAACAUUCAAGCCUUGAAUCAUCCCUACUAUUCUUUACCUGGCAAUUCACUCCAUCAGUCACAUUCUCUAGUCCAGCAGAAGUCACCAUCAAUGGACCAUCUAUGGGCCGGUAUAAGGCAAGGGUUUAUGCCUACAGCUCACUUCACUCCUACUGGUGCUUCUUGGCCACGACUUCCUGUGCUGAGCCCCAUGAUGUGGGGUAUGAUGGAUGUACCAGAACCCAGUGAGGAACGAAUCCAACGCAGUGAGACAGGCAAGGAAAAGGUGGCAAAAGAAACACUGAACCCAAAUGAGGAGAGUUGCCAGAGACUACAACAUAGGAAGAAUGGGAAAGAAAGUGAUCGGUCUGAGCUAGACUGUAGGCCAGUGCGUCUAUCAACUGACCAUGAAGAAAGUAGUGAAGGCGGCGCUGUGCCCUCUGAAGUCACGGUUUCUGGGAUGCAAAAGAGGGGAAAGAAAAAAAGAGUUGGGACCAAAUCACACUCCACAGAAAAUGAUAGCAAUUCUCAAGGCUCUUCCACUAUGUCCCAAGAUGCUUUGGAUAGCCACUCGGACACAAAAAUCAGCAAAAUACUUAAAAAAACAUCUAAGAAGUAUAGCAGCAAAGAAUCUAUCAUCACUAAGAAGAAUGUUGGUGCAGUGAUGCAAUAUGAAGAGGAAGACGAACAGGAAGAAAGCAGGAGCCAAGAAAUACUUCCAAGUAGUGUAAGCUCAGAAAAGAAAGAUGGAUCUGAAGGACUCAACAUUAGAGAGGAAGAGGAUUUUGAAGGAAAUGAUGACAUUCAUGUUGCAGAAGAGAAAAUAUGUGACAGAGAAGUUGAAGAUGAAGAAGAGGACGAGGAAGGCACAGGUGGAGAGGAGGAAGCAGGAUUGGUUGAUGAAGCACUGGGGGAUGAUGAAGAAGGGAGUGAGAAAGUGAUGGGAAAGUUAGAUGGGAUUGAACCCAGUGAUAGAGAAGAGCCAGAAGGGGAAGGAGAUGUUCCAGAGGACAUUCCAGAUAGUGAAGAUGGAGGAGAGACAACGGAGGAAGAGGAGAGAGAGAACAGUUUUCAAGAUGAAAAGGAGACCAGAAAAACUCAAGAAAAUGUAGAGGAUGACAAAAAAGUUAAUACUUCAGACAGAGACAUUCACAAAAGUCUUGAAGAGUUGUAUGCAGAUGAGACUGAAGAUGAAGAGGUUUGCAAUCAAGAAACAGAAGAUGAUGAAGAUGAGGUUGUGGUUGAGAAAGCGUACCCCUGGUCAAGAGACCCUUUUGAGGAUCACACAAAAUGCCCUGAUGAUGAAGAUGAUGAUAUUGAAGGCCUUCUCAACCCUGUCAACUCCCAAACACAGAAGGAAGAUGACAUGGAGGAGACAGACCAAUCAAAUGAUCAACACUCAAAGGAGGAAAAUCAACCACAGAAGAACCAUCCUGCAGCCACAGAUGAGUCAGUGGAGUCUGAUGAUGAGUUUGACCACUUCUAUGAUUAAACCAGAAACUAGAACAUAAAGGUGGGAAAUAAUGGAAAGAGGAAAACAACAAUGGAUGAAUACAUUGGACAGAAGCUGCAAUAACUCGAUGCUUUCAGAAAAUGAACAAGGUGCACACCCUAAACAGCAGCCUCAGACAGAGAGCCACAAGGCCGAGCAAUGAAUAGAGGAAUCAGAUUACAAAGGGAUGAAAGAGGAAGAAAGGGAUAAAUAGAUGCUGGGUGUCCCUCAUCUUUUUUUUUUUCUUUUUGUUAUUUGCUGGUAGCUUAUCUGACUGUCCUGAAAGCACCACACCACUGUCACUCUGCAAACACAGGUGGAUCCAGAGAUGAAGAGAGAAUAAUAGAGGAGAUGAAUAGUGGAUGACAUUAAAUGAAAUAAGCCAAAUUAUAGAUUUUAUUCUGAGCACAUAGUGUCACUUUUAUAAAACAGAAAAGUGUUUCUUUAAUCUGUUUUAUUUAUGUCCUAUUGGGAAUCAAAGUGUUUGCCCUGAAUUCUUCGGCAUUAAUUUAAAUGUAGCCAGAGUUUGAGCGCUUUCUCAUU
Messenger RNA from Ctenopharyngodon idella (grass carp), 2800 nucleotides. RefSeq names its product protein starmaker. Bases 203 to 2257 code for a protein of 684 amino acids. The transcript is spliced from 11 exons. NCBI's taxonomy places the organism in Eukaryota, Metazoa, Chordata, Actinopteri, Cypriniformes, Xenocyprididae. The record is from RefSeq and is a predicted model, not a curated record.